This is a messenger RNA of Alnus glutinosa, 2189 nucleotides long. Its product is annotated as cysteine-rich receptor-like protein kinase 10. The record is from RefSeq and is a predicted model, not a curated record. NCBI's taxonomy places the organism in Eukaryota, Viridiplantae, Streptophyta, Magnoliopsida, Fagales, Betulaceae. Gene Ontology annotation, biological process: protein phosphorylation. Gene Ontology annotation, molecular function: protein kinase activity; ATP binding. The transcript is spliced from 7 exons. Bases 109 to 2043 code for a protein of 644 amino acids.
UUUUUUCUCUCAUAGACUAAGGUAGAGCAGAAACAGAAACUCCUUCAGCUACCAUAUUGAUAGAUUUGGCCAUUAUCAUAGUACUAUACAAGCCCUCAGAAAGUCAAUAUGAUUCAUUCCCAUAUUGUUCCAAAAGUACUUACUCAACCGUUUAUGGCAUUUCUGCUUUAUGUUUUCCUCCCCCUCCUCUGCAAUCUGGCCUAUGCCGACCCUCCUUAUAAAAUUUGUUCAAACACCAGUAACUAUGCAGGUAAUAUGACAUUAUUUCAGGACAAUCUCCAAGAUGUCCUCUAUGCUUUAUCCUCGAAUGCUUCUGUUUCCAAAUUCUAUAAUACCUCCAAGGGAAAUUACCCAGAUGAAGUUUAUAGUCUUUACAUGUGCCUUGACUAUGUUACAAGUGAAAUCUGCCUGAAAUGCAUAACAACCGCUACACAAGACAUUUUGAACCUCUGUCCAAACACAACAGAAACAGUUGUCUGGGAGGAGGUAUGCCAGUUGCGCUUCUCCAACAAAAAUUUCUUUGGCCAAUUGAAUGUCACAGGAAACGUUCUUAACCUGGACAACAAGCAGAACAUUUCGGAACCAGAACAGUUCAAAUCUGUUGUAAAGGAGACGUUGACUAGUCUUACUAAGAGGGCAGCUUUCAAUCUUUCAGCUAACUUGUAUGCUACUGGGGAAGUACCCUUUCAAGAUAAGACAAUAUAUGCUCUAGUGCAGUGCACCAGAGACUUAUCCGCUGAUCGGUGUAAUUCAUGCCUUCAGAGCGCCAUAACAGAUGUUUUAACUUGCUGCUAUUUCUCUGUUGGUGCAAGACUUCCUAGUCGUAGUUGCUACUUGAGGUAUGAGCUAUAUAACUUUUAUAACGCAUCUGAAGCUCCCAGUUCAACUAAUGCGAAAGGGGAAAGCAGUGGAGGGAAAACAUGGAUAAUGGUAAUUCUUGCAGUUGUAUCAGCAUGCUUGGCGAUUGUACUACUGGGUUCAUUUAUCUUUUGCCUUGUGACGAGGAAAAAGGCUAAAAAAUGGAAGAGAGAAAUUGUUAGUCAACAAGAACCCCCCCGUAUUGAUUUGGCAUCUAUACUAGCAGCUACCAACAACUUCUCUGAUUCAAAUAAGCUUGGGCAAGGUGGUUUUGGCCCAGUUUUCAAGGGUAUGCUCAAUGAUGGAAAGGAAGUAGCAGUUAAGAGGCUCUCUUACUGUUCGGAGCAGGGUUCAGAGGAAUUCACAAAUGAGGUUCUACUCAUAAUGAAGCUUCGACACAAAAAUCUAGUCAGGCUACUGGGGUUUUGCACCGAACGAGAAGAAAAGCUGCUUGUUUAUGAAUUCAUGCCCAACAGCAGUCUGGAUGUCUUUCUCUUUGAUCCAAGGAAACGUGCACAACUCAAUUGGACCAGACGACUUAAUAUAAUAAGUGGAAUUGCACGGGGAAUUCUUUAUCUUCACGAGGAUUCUCAACUUAGAAUCAUUCAUAGAGACUUAAAAGCUAGCAAUGUAUUGCUAGACUAUGACAUGAAUCCUAAGAUCUCAGACUUUGGAAUGGCAAGGAUCUUUACAGGAAGCGAAGGUGAAGCAAAUACUGCUAAAAUAGUUGGAACAUAUGGAUACAUGGCCCCAGAGUAUGCAAUGGAAGGAUUAUAUUCCAUUAAGUCUGAUGUUUUUGGCUUUGGAGUACUCGUGCUUGAGAUCAUGACCGGGAAGAGAAAUACCGGCUUCCAUCGGUCAAACCGUGCUCCAAGCCUCCAAGCAUAUGCAUGGCAAUUAUGGCAUGAAGGGAAGGCACUGGAGUUGAUGGAUCCUUUAUUGAUUGACUCAUGCGAUCCAGAUGAAUUUCUAAGAUACAUUCAUAUUGGAUUGUUGUGUGUUCAAGAAAAUGCAAAUGACAGACCUACCAUGUCAUCUGCGGUAGUGAUGUUGAAAAACGAAACGGUAACUCUUUCUCAACCUCAACGAGUUGCUUUUUCUGUGGGGAGAUUCACUGAUCACUAUGAAACAGGUUCUCAUGACUCUGUCAACGGCUUAUCAAUUUCUGAUAUUGGGCCUCGAUGAUGCAUGGAAUGUACCCAUAAGCGGAUUUGAAACUUCAGCGAUGCCUUAUUUUCUUUUGUGUGCAGUACAACAUUAGAUUAUUGAAGUUUGUAUUUGCUUGUUUUUGACCUCUAUAAUAUAUUUGAUUUGCACAUAUAUAUGUAAUA